Messenger RNA from Colletotrichum godetiae, 2299 nucleotides. Its product is annotated as Poly(A) polymerase central domain-containing protein. Bases 336 to 2024 code for a protein of 562 amino acids. The transcript is spliced from 3 exons. Gene Ontology annotation, cellular component: nucleus. NCBI's taxonomy places the organism in Eukaryota, Fungi, Ascomycota, Sordariomycetes, Glomerellales, Glomerellaceae. Gene Ontology annotation, molecular function: poly(A) RNA polymerase activity; RNA binding. The record is from RefSeq and is a predicted model, not a curated record.
ACUUGAACAGCCUUGACCAUCUACCUUACCUUGCCUUACCUCACUCAGACCUUUGUGCCUUGCGUCCUAGAGGUGAAAGGUACUAGGCUCUUCAGCUGCAAGGUACUUGGCGACCAUCUAUCUAGUUGGGGCUAAGUUAUCGCAGCGACGCCUACUUCGGCUUGGUUGUUUUCGCAGCGUAAGCUUCCUUCUUGACAACAUUUUCCUUUCUUCAUUACAUCUUCUUUUCUUAUCCUCCUUCCAUCGCCAGGUUCGCCCAACCGUCGCUUCUUCAGCUAGGCCAGUCCUUCUGUGUUUACUUAUCGUCUCUAUUUCUUCCAAAGCAACAGUCAGUCAUGGCUAGCGAGGAAAGACCGUUGGGCGUGACGCCGCCCAUCUCCACUGCUCUUCCCACUGAGGCGGAAAACCAAGCGAAGGAGACGCUCCUGCAAGAGUUGAGGAAGCAGAAUACCUUCGAGAGCGCUGCGGAUACCGAAAAGAGAGAGGAUGUUCUCAGGCAUCUCCAGCUGAUUUGCGACGAAUUUGUAAAACGAGUGGCCCGGAAGAGGGAGGCAGGCAACGAAGCUCUCAUCAGAGAUGCCAGGGGAAAGAUCUUCACAUAUGGCAGUUAUCGUUUGGGCGUCUUUGGUCCUGGCUCCGAUAUCGACACCCUCGUCGUCGCCCCGAAAUACGUUACCCGCGCCGACUACUUCGAAAUCUUCCCCAACCUGCUGAAGGAAAUGGCGCCUCCUGGUUCAAUUACAGACAUGGCUGUGGUAGCCGACGCCUUCGUUCCGAUUAUCAAAUUCGAGUUUUCCGGCAUCAGCAUCGACCUGAUCUUCUCUCGCAUUGCCAUGCUAAAGCAGUUAAACAAGGAGUUCAGUGUUCAGGACUCCAGCCUGCUUCGAGGGCUGGACGAGGCGGAGCUGCGAUCGCUCAAUGGCACACGAGUCACAGACGAGAUUCUCAGCUUGGUUCCCGAGGAAACCACCUUCAAGUUGGCCUUGCGUGCUAUCAAGCUUUGGGCACAGCGCCGGGCUAUCUACGCCAACAUCAUGGGAUUUCCUGGUGGCGUGGCUUGGGCUAUGCUGGUUGCCCGCGUCUGCCAGCUAUAUCCCAAGGCCGCAAGCUCUGUCAUCGUCAAUAAAUUCUUCCACAUCAUGCGCCGGUGGCCAUGGCCGCAGCCUGUCCUUCUGAAGCACGUUGAACCCGGCCCGUUGCAGGUCCGCGUUUGGAACCCCAAGUUGUACAAGGGAGAUCAAUUCCAUCUCAUGCCCGUCAUCACCCCCGCCUACCCUUCCAUGUGCGCCACUUACAACAUUACCCGGUCAGCAAUGACUGUCAUCUCGCAAGAGCUCUCCAGAGGGUGCGACAUUACCGACAACAUUAUGAUGGGCAAAAGCCCCUGGAGCGAUCUGUUUGUCAAGCACACCUUCUUCACCAAGGGAUACAAGUACUACAUCUCAGUCAUCACUGCCAGCACAGACAAGGAAGCACACAAGGUCUGGUCAGGCUAUGUGGAAUCCAAGGUCCGUGUUUUGGUUCAAGGCUUGGAACAGCACGCAUCGAUAGCUUUGGCCCAUGCAUUCAACAAAGGUUACGAGCGUCGGCACAGAUGCGCAAACGAGGGAGAAGUUUCCCAGGUUCAAGCUGGAAGUUUCUCGUUCCUAGCAAAGGACAGCGACAUCAAACAAGAGGUCAUCAAGGAAGAGGUCAAGGAAGAAGUCAAGACAGAGGUCAAAGUGGAAACGGUUGACACGAAACCCGAAUUGGGAAGCAUCCCAGGGCUCAAGACGGAAUCCAAUGACAUACCUGGGCUUAAGGCUGAAGAAGAUGAGACACAGCCAGGAGUGAAGAUGGAAGGAAUCAAGCCGGAAGGCGAUGAGUCCAAUGCUCUCAGUCCGAUACCGAAGCAUAACCCUUACACAGACGUCUUCACCACCACACACUACAUCGGGCUGACCCUCAGCGACGGUAAGUCCGCUCACGACAACAAAUUCGAAACCCGGGCUUUUCACGCUUCCCCCCUGUUUGGCUCAAAGUAGCAUGGAAGCUGACUAUCUAGGUGCGAAAUCGCUUGAUCUGUCUUAUCAGGUCGAGAACUUCAAAGCUCUAUGUACGCAGUGGGAGAAGUAUGAUGCGACUCUCAACUCAUUGAAUGUCCAGCAUGUGCGGAGGUAGGCGAAAAAGACAGAUAUGCUCCCUUUGAUGGUAUUCGCUAAGUUCAGCAUAGCUUCAACCUUCCCGACGACGUCUUUGAUCCCAACGAAACGAAGCCUCAGAAGCCUCAGAAGAAGCGUGUCAACCCGAACGUUAAUCC